Enterobius vermicularis (human pinworm) is the source of this 507-nucleotide messenger RNA. Lineage: Eukaryota; Metazoa; Nematoda; Chromadorea; Rhabditida; Oxyuridae. The record is from the annotation of a GenBank genome assembly.
AUGGAUGAAGAAAUGAUGGCUGUGAAAGCUGAAGGAGAGAUCCAUAAGGAGCCCUUCGUUCUUGAUGAAAGGAUGAAAAGAAUGAUUAUGGACUUGCAGCGACACUGGCUCACAGAAUAUCAGCAAAGCAGGGAGAAAAUCCUUGUUGAAAUGACAGAAAGGCUGCAUCAGGAAUUCUUGUCUGACCAGCAAAAGAUCCGCACUGAGCUGUUAACUCAAUUCAAGGAAGAACUUGAUACUACAAGAGCCGAGCUAGAACAGAAAUACCGUGAAUCUCUGAAAACUGAGUUGGCAAAAAUGCAAGAAAAGCACAGAAAGGAUAUAUCAGCUUUAAAGAAAAAGCAGUGGUGUUGGCAGUGUGAACAAGAGGCAAUUUAUCACUGUUGUUGGAAUACUGCUUAUUGUAGCGUGGAAUGCCAGCAGAGUCACUGGGCAACUCAUCGUAAGUUCUGUAGGCGCAAGAAGCAAAAUCAGAAUGCUCCUGGAGCCCCUCAAUCACAGCAAUAA